This is a messenger RNA of Sordaria macrospora k-hell, 1668 nucleotides long. Lineage: Eukaryota; Fungi; Ascomycota; Sordariomycetes; Sordariales; Sordariaceae. The record is from RefSeq and is a predicted model, not a curated record.
AUGAACGACCACGAAUACUACAGCCAAAAGCCGCUACCCACACCCGGCCAGUCAACGAGCUACCAGGGCGGCGGAGCCAAUUAUUAUAAUCAAAAUCAUAACCAGGGGCAGCAGCCCAUGCCAACAUCCUACAGCGCAAACUCCCAAUCGCCCUUCGAUACCGUCUUCGACGACCAUGUCUAUCCCGCAUCUUCACACCAGUCCGGCGCUUCUUCAAGCCGACAACAUCUAAAUAGUCAGCAAUACCAGGAGACGGCCUACCACGGCCCCGUCCGUGUUCCUUCCGAAGAAGAUAUGGCUUACAAUCAUCCCACAGAUGACAUCCCCCUGGAGGACCGCAGCGGCGGCAGAAACAUGAACAACGACCCCGAGAUGCAAGAUCACGUCUACGAUGCGCCCCGACAACCACAGCAAAAGAAGCCAAGAGGCGGUCGUAUUAGCAUGGGACAACUAGGAAUGCUUGGUUCGAAUGCGAAGAGGAUACCCUUUGUUGUUUACUUCUUCACCACUGUCCAGGUGGCCGUGUUCAUCGCCGAACUCGUCAAGAAUGGCAUGGCUACCGGGUCACCCAUCAUGAUCAAGCCCCAAUUCAACCCCUUCAUCGGCCCCUCCAGUUACAUGCUCAUCAACAUGGGCGCCCGCUGGGACCCGUGCAUGCACGCCAUCCCGGGUGUCCAAAACGCAACACAGCCCAUCAGCUGGCCCUGCCCAAACACGACGACGUACGACAUCGAUGCCCCGACGAUGAAGUGUACUCUCUCCGAGCUCUGCGGAUUUGGCGGCGUCCCCGAGCCCUGGUACAACUCGACCGCGACCAUGGAAAACGUUCCCGAACCCAACCAGUGGUGGCGCUUCAUCACCCCGAUGUUCCUCCACGCCGGAGUAAUCCACAUCGGCUUCAACAUGCUUCUCCAGAUGACGAUCGGAAGGGAAAUGGAGCGGUCCAUCGGCUCGAUACGCUUCUUCAUCGUCUACGUCAGUGCUGGAAUCUUUGGGUUCGUGAUGGGCGGAAACUUUGCCGCCAACGGCAUGCAGACGACGGGCGCUUCCGGGGCGCUCUUCGGUGUUAUUGCUCUCUUGCUGUUGGAUUUGCUCUAUUCGUGGCGGGACCGCAAGAGCCCGUGGAAGGAUUUGCUGUUCAUCGCGCUCGACAUCGUCAUUGCCUUCGUGCUCGGUCUCCUCCCGGGUCUGGACAACUUUGCCCAUAUUGGCGGCUUCCUGGCCGGUCUUGCGCUGGGAAUCUGUGUUUUGCAAUCGCCAAACGCGCUCCGUCGACGGAUCGGCGAUGAACCGCCUUACUCGCAGGUUGUCGACACCAACGGCUUCCUGAGGCAAGGGGCGCCUCCUUCUUUCUUCAGCAAUCCCGUUGGGUUUUUCAAGGGCCGGAAGCCGUUGUGGUGGGUGUGGUGGCUGGUCAGGGCGGCGUUCUUGACUCUCAUUGUCGCCAUCUUCAUCGUGCUGCUCAAUAACUUUUAUGUGGAUCAUAAGGAGUGCAGCUGGUGCAAGUAUUUGAGUUGUUUGCCCGUCAAAAACUGGUGUGAAGAUGGAAACUUGCAAAUCGAGACGCACGAUAUUACGGAGAAUAAGCUGAAGCGCGACCUUGCUUUUGCUGUUGGUGCUGCUGCUGGAUUGGAGCAGCUGCCGAGAUUUUAUGCUCAUUUUGCAUAA